AUGCCAGUCAGUUGUGUGUUAUCAAAUAUGAUGCUACAAGGCAUUAGAGUUUGUGCUUUAGUUAUUAUCGGAUUUACUGCUGUUAGUUAUGGGGAACCGGCUUAUCGGCGGCAUCGUACGCUUGGUUAUCAAAUAAAUAAUAAUAAUAAAAAUAUUAAUACUGAUGAUGAUAAUAAUAGUAGUUUUGAUCCAGUGACAGUUAAUUGCACAGGAACUCGUGCUGAUUCACCAGAGUGUCGGUUAUUUAAGGUCAAACCGAAAAAUGAUACGAUUUCCGAUGUUAGUAAUGAGAAGAAUAGCCCAGUGGAAAAUAUCGAUAAAGAGAAACCCUGGAGUAUAACUGAUUUAUUUUAUGAUGAUGGUGAUGACAGUGCUGUAGAAGAAGGUCGAGGUAAAAAAAAGAAGAAGGGCAAAGGAGGAUACAUUUUGAUGGCGGCAGCAGCAAUGAAAGCAACCAUGUUAUGGGUAAUGGUCCACGCGACUGCAGUUCUCGCUGGUAAAGCCUUCGUUUUAGCUAAGAUUGCUCUAGUUCUAGCGGGAGUGAUCGCGCUCAAAAAAUCACUAGAACACCAUGACAAAACUUCCUAUGAGAUAGUAAAACACCCUCAGCACAGCUACUCUCAGUCCCACAGUUCGAGCAUCGAUUACGAUCAUCACGGAGGUUUUGAGGGUCACCGAAGAAGGAGAUGAUCAAAA
This is a messenger RNA of Microplitis demolitor, 696 nucleotides long. RefSeq lists its product as uncharacterized. The coding region runs from base 1 to 690 and encodes 229 amino acids. The transcript has 3 exons. The record is from RefSeq and is a predicted model, not a curated record. NCBI's taxonomy places the organism in Eukaryota, Metazoa, Arthropoda, Insecta, Hymenoptera, Braconidae.